GUUACAAUCCAACAAAUAUCAUCAACUUUUAACUAUUACAUUCAUAAAAUGAAUAAUAAAUUGAUUUUUUUAUUCAUUAAAUUCAUUAAAAUGAUGUUAUUUUACUUAGAAUGUUUAAGUCGAUCAUACCGGUGGUGUUAUGCUGGUUUCAUGACCGACACAGGUUGAAUGCCACCGGCAUGAAAACCAUGAUUUGCACAGCUCUAAUUGCAGUAAAGAAGGGGAAAGUAUUAAACAAUGGACUUCUGUAGGCUCUUUAUGUUAUGGAUGAGCGGCGAUACAGUGGAGGACAUGCAGGCACGGCUGCAGCCGUAAAAGUGCUCUGCCGUUGCCGUACAUCCAUCUCUGAAACAGCCACAGGUUAGGCACCGGCACCGGCACCGGCACCGGCACCGGUGGUAAUUGAGAUGUAUUAUUUUCCAAAUAUUCACAAAUCUCGUGAAUUUUAUCAUGGUGUUGUAUGUUUUACUCCACUUUGUCCAGCCUAUUUUUGUAUACGCCCAAAAUAUCCUUACUUUUUUCCUUCCAAUUUUGAUAAAGCCUUUCUCCGUUUAUAUCUCACUGAAUCCAUCUCCACAUUCUCCUUCGUGUUCGCCGUCUUUGAAUCUUUCAUGGUCUCUAGUGAAUCAAAAAUGUUCUUUUUAUUCCCUUCUUGAUUGUCAGUCAGUCGGCAACUCAUCUGGAUUAAUAAUCGUAACUGUCGAAAAUGUCGUUACACGCUUACACUUUUCUUUGUCAUCUACAUCAUUAUAGAAGUCUCUGGAUACGUUAACGGCGAAUCUAUGUUUUCACAAGGAUUAGAAAAGAAGAUUGAUUUCUAUUUCUUUAAUAGGGAAAGGGUAAAUGGGUAUUUAAUCCAUUUUAAAUGGAAAUACCAUAACAAUAAUACUAACCCUAUUCAAACAUCAUGCUCGUUAAAAUAUCACAUGUUAUAUAGUAUUGUGAUAUGAAAUGCGAGAAUUGCCCACAGAUGCCACAUUUACACUAAUAAUUUCAAAUCGAGUGGAGAAAUUCAAAGAAAGAACAUUGAUCGUCGAUUGUAGUGCAAACCAAAUUUACCUGGCCCUAAGGCCAUGAUUGUAUUUUCCUAUAUCCUCUCUCGGAACCCUAAAUUCAAAAGUGGUGUAUGGUUCUAUUAAAGAGUAAGUUUAUUUAGGAGGUUGAGGUGCCUCUAGUUUUAAAGAACGUAAGAGCUUGAAAGUUAAAGCGGCACAAAAAAGAAAUGUCUACACUAAUGGAACGAAUGAGAGAUUAGAGAAGGAAGGGUUCCAUAGGCAUGCUUCCGUAUGUCUCCUAACCAUGUAUUAUGAUCCAAGUCAUGUCUUGCCAGUCUUAAGAGAAUCUGCUUAUCGCGCUGCCGAGGGCACGAUCUCCCAGGUUGUUGGUGUCAAAUCAUGCAAUAUACCCGUCUAGGCGAACUCGCAUAAGCGCGUCAUUCUACAUCUUGGAUCGUACUUUGAUGUCUAGCACAUACGAGCUACCAAUUUCGUAUUUUGUUAGAUCCCACCAGGACCCUUCGGAUUUCUCCCUUUAGUCCUAUCCUAAGCGACUAGGAUUUCAAUCCUUGCACCUCGAAGGAGUGCAAGCUCGGCUUAAACUUUCAUUUGAGUCAAUAAAUAACAAAAUAGAGUAAAUUAAACAUUAAUACAUAGGAAAUAAACACAAUCACACUAACCAAAAAUGGAGUGUACGUUGUUAGAAACCCUAAGGUUCACAUACUUAUGUAAUUAAAGAACUUAGCUAGGCAUGGGGAGGGGUUCCUGAGUGUUCAUCGAUCGAAACAAAGACCCAAUAAUGCCAACAUGAAACGACAAUGAUAAUAUAGAAAAUAGGCCAAGAGGCACCGUUUCUGGCAUCGUUUCUCCCUCGAACGUUGGUCUCGUUCUAAGUCAAGAGGGUUGCUCUGCCGACAGAGUGAGGACCCUUCCUUGACCUCUUGUCUCUUCCUCCCCGAUUUCUUGGCUCGUUCUAACUAUAACUUCCCAAUCGAAGGCCAAGUUUACCCAACAAUCGGGUGUAGCAUAGGGAAAACAAGUAAUAAAAUUAUUGAACCACGGAUCUCUAGAUGUACCUUAAUUUGGCCUAAGUUUCGUUAUCUAGCCAACCUAGAAUAGUUAUUAAGAAACCGAUCUAGCUAAACUAACCUAACCACUAUCCUAACUAAUUACAAGUUACGAGCUCUCUUAGCUUGAAUCCCCUUAGCUUCUCAAAUGGAUCGAUGUUGAUAAAUUCCCCAGAUCGAUUGACUCAAUACCUCUACAAUUAGGAGAUUGACUCCUUCCGAGAUUGACUCAGAAAUGUGUAUCGAUGAAUUGGUAUUGCUGAAUUGAAUUGGUAGUCCUCUAUUCAACCUCGGAAAUCAUAUGUCGUCAAGAGAUCAAAUGAAUCGACUCCCUCGGGAAUUAAACCAGAAUUACAUAGAUUGAGGAGUGGCCCUAAUUGCCAAGAAUGUUCCAAAAGGGAUUGUCUCCCUCCUAGGUUAAAAAUCCCCAAAUUGAGGGUUGGAAACCAAAUUCAUCAAUUGCAUGAAAAUUACUCAAUUUAGUAGAUAAAAGAGACACCCAAUCAUAAGGUUGUCACAAGCAUCAACAUUCAACACAUAAUUAACAACUAGGGUUUAUCAAACUAAGAGAAUAGAGCUAAAUCAUAGAGAGAAGAGAGACUACAAAUUGGAGCACAAGAUCUUCAUCCUUCAUCUUCUACACUUGAUUCCUUGACUCCAAGCUUGAACAAUGCGUCUCGUUAAGCUCCAAAAUCACUCAAGAUCUCUCUCUCUAGAAAUGCCUAUUUGGUGUUUUUGGUCAGAACCUUUAUGGAAAACAGAUUGAAGGUCACGGUCAACUACCUUUCUCUCUCCCAACUGCCUUCUAUUUAUACAGCCUAAGUGCCCAAAUCACGGGCUGAAGAUCACGACCAUGAUCUUGACAUCUAGGUCGUGAUCUCGGCCAAAAUCAUUGUCGUUUCAUGCCCAACUUUAGAGUCUUCGUUGCAAAGAUCAUGGUCUGACACCGUGAUCUCGACCUUGCCUGCUAGACGCACAACGAGACGCAUUGUUCAAGCUUGGAGUCGGUUUGUGAAAUUAGCAUAUAUAGAUAUACUUUUAAUUUCCCAUAAAUAUGUUUUAGCAGGCCUAAUUAACCUGCCCGUUUAUGGCUCCCGUUUAUUUUUUUUAGCGGGCCUCAAUUUAACAGGCCCAAGAAAUUACUACUUUGGCACAAAUGCCCUUCCGCCAAUUAAAGGCUGCCUUACGAUGGCUGAUGUGGCACAAAUCUCAUAUAUACUCCUCUAUAUAUGUGUUAAUAACAAUUUACAAUCAAAUUGAUAUAAAAUAUUUCCUUCUAUUAAACUAUAGGAAAUUUAAAAGGAGCACCUCCACCACAUCUCUCCUCCCUCUCCUCCACACCUCUUUUUUUCCAGCCACUAAUAAGUCUCUAAUACACUCCCCACAUUUUUAUGACAUAUAAAUACCUUCUUUUCUCCCUUCCACCACCUUUUUCUUCUCAUUUCUCUCUGAUUCAAUAACUUUUUUCUUCCUUCCACAAUAAUCACCGUAAAGCUCUUUCUCUCUCUCUCUCUAUUCUUUUGUUUUUUCCUUUAUUCGUCAUGAAAUCAUAUGCAGAAAUGCAACCCACCUAGCUAAUUGUUAGAAUUUGUUUUUUAUUUUCCUUUUCACUACCACGAUCAUGCAUUCAUGAUUCAAAUUCAUAGCAACACGAAUAUAAGAGAAAAUUUACAAUUUUGAUUAUCGAUAUAUAAAACACUUUUAUGUCGUCGUUAUCUUCUCAGCCAUCAAAGAAGGCAAUGCGUAACCCCGGUGCGCCAAACGCGAGCCAACAAGGUGGGAACCGGAAUGCGAGCGGGAGCGGGCAAACUGUGAAAUUUGCCCGUCGAACGUCCAGUGGGCGAUACGUCAGCCUAUCGAGAGAGGACUUGGACAUGUCCGACGAGAUAUCCGGCGACUACAUGAACUACACCGUCCACAUCCCUCCCACCCCGGACAACCAGCCGAUGGACACCUCAUCGGUGGCGGUGAAAGCCGAGGAACAGUACGUGUCGAAUUCCUUGUUCACCGGUGGCUUCAACAGCGUCACCCGCGCUCACCUCAUGGACAAGGUCAUCGACUCCGAGGUCACUCAUCCCCAGAUGGCUGGUGCCAGGGGAUCUUCUUGCGCCAUGGCUGCUUGCGACGGGAAAGUCAUCAAGGAUGAGCGUGGCAACGAUGUCAUCCCUUGCGAGUGCAGGUUCAAAAUCUGCAGAGAUUGCUACAUGGACGCUCAAAAAGAUGGUGGGUUAUGUCCAGGAUGCAAAGAGCCAUACAGACAUGGGGACUACGACGACGACGUAUCUGAUUUCUCCAAAGGGGCGCUGCCAUUGCCGCCACCGAACAAAGGAGAUUCCAGCAACAUGUCCAUGAUGAAACGCAACCAAAAUGGAGAGUUCGAUCACAAUCGUUGGUUAUUCGAGACCAAAGGCACGUAUGGCUAUGGAAAUGCCUACUGGCCACCUCCGGACGACGUGUACGGCGACGAUGGUGGCGACGAGGGUUUCAAUGGCGCGUCCAUGUUGGAAAGGAACGACAAACCUUGGCAGCCCCUUAGUCGAAAGAUGUUGGUCGACUCCUCGAUCCUCAGCCCUUACCGCCUUCUCAUCGUGAUCCGAUUCGUGGUGUUGGGGUUCUUCCUGCAAUGGAGGAUCACUCAUCCCAACAGAGAUGCAGUGUGGCUGUGGGCUAUGUCCAUCACAUGUGAGCUCUGGUUCGCCUUCUCUUGGAUUCUUGAUCAAAUCCCGAAACUAUGCCCCGUUUAUCGAUUGACCGACCUCGAGGUGCUGAAGGAAAAAUUUGAGAUGCCAUCUCCAUCCAACCCCACUGGCCGCUCCGACCUCCCAGGUGUAGACAUGUUCGUCUCCACGGCAGAUCCUGAGAAGGAACCACCGCUCAUCACUGCCAACACUAUUCUCUCCAUCUUGGCGGUAGACUACCCUGUGGAGAAGCUUGCGUGUUACAUAUCUGACGACGGAGGUGCAUUGUUGACAUUCGAGGCCAUGGCAGAGGCUGCAAGUUUCGCCGACCUAUGGGUCCCCUUCUGUCGAAAGCACAACAUCGAGCCGAGAAAUCCUGACAGCUAUUUCAGCUUGAAAGUGGACCCAACCAAGAACAAGAGCAGGUCCGACUUUGUCAAGGACAGGAGAAGGAUGAAGCGGGAGUACGACGAGUUCAAAGUGAGGAUCAACAGCCUGCCGGAUUCGAUACGCAGGCGGUCUGAUGCUUUCAAUGCCAGAGAAGAGAUGAAGAUGUUGAAGCACAAGAGGGAGAGUGGGGCUGACCCAUUGGAACCCAUUAAGAUUCAGAAGGCUACAUGGAUGGCGGAUGGUACCCACUGGCCCGGAACGUGGGCUGCUUCAGCCCCUGACCAUGCCAAAGGAGACCACUCUGGGAUUCUGCAGGUCAUGCUCAAGCCGCCUAGCACCGACCCUCUAAUGGGCGGAUCCGAUGACAAGAUUCUCGACUUCACCAAUGUCGACAUUCGCCUCCCGAUGUUUGUCUAUGUGUCGCGUGAGAAGAGACCAGGGUAUGACCACAACAAGAAAGCUGGUGCGAUGAACUGUUUGGUCAGGGCGUCUGCGAUUCUCUCCAAUGGCCCAUUCAUGCUGAAUCUCGAUUGCGAUCACUACAUUUACAACUGCAAGGCCAUAAGAGAAGGCAUGUGUUUCAUGAUGGAUAGAGGUGGGGAGAACAUCUGCUACAUUCAGUUCCCUCAGAGAUUUGAAGGGAUUGAUCCUUCUGAUCGGUAUGCCAACAAGAACACCGUCUUCUUCGAUGGUAACAUGCGUGCCCUCGAUGGCCUGCAAGGUCCGGUGUACGUGGGCACGGGUUGUAUGUUUCGGAGGUUUGCACUCUACGGGUUCGAUCCACCGAAUCCUGACAAGACUCAACCCAAGGAUGAUUCCUCCUCCGCUGAGACGCAUCCCUUGACUACUACCGAUUUCGAUCCCGAUCUCGACCUCAAUCUGCUGCCCAAAAGGUUUGGCAACUCGACGAUGCUAGCUGAAUCCAUACCUGUUGCGGAGUACCAAGCUCGACCCUUAGCUGACCAUCCUGCUGUCAAAUACGGACGCCCUCCUGGUGCUCUCAGAGUUCCCAGGGAACCGCUCGAUGCCACCACUGUCGCUGAAGCCGUGUCUGUAAUCUCUUGCUGGUACGAGGAUAAAACAGAGUGGGGAGACCGUGUGGGGUGGAUCUACGGCUCAGUGACAGAGGACGUGGUGACAGGUUACCGCAUGCACAACCGCGGCUGGCACUCCGUCUACUGCGUCACCAAGCGAGACGCAUUCCGCGGAGGAGCUCCGAUCAACCUGACGGACCGGCUCCACCAGGUGCUGAGGUGGGCGACGGGGUCGGUGGAGAUCUUCUUCUCGAGAAACAACGCCUUCCUCGCCUCCAGGAAGCUCAUGCUGCUGCAGCGACUCUUCUACAUCAACGUCGGCAUCUACCCUUUCACGUCCAUCUUCCUGAUCGUGUACUGCUUCCUCCCGGCGCUGUCCCUCUUCUCGGGGUCCUUCAUCGUGGAGAGCCUCAACAUUGCUUUCCUGGUGUACCUGCUGAUCAUCACCUGCUGCCUCAUCGGACUCGCCGUCCUGGAGGUCAAGUGGUCGGGGGUCGGGCUGGAGGAAUGGUGGAGGAACGAGCAGUUCUGGCUCAUCUCUGGGACCAGCGCGCACCUGGCCGCGGUGGUGCAGGGCCUGCUCAAGGUCAUUGCCGGGAUCGAGAUAUCAUUCACCCUGACUUCCAAAGGAGCAGGGGACGACAACGACGACAUCUACGCGGAGCUGUACCUGGUGAAGUGGACUUCCCUCAUGAUUCCUCCGAUCGUGAUCGCGAUGACCAACAUCAUAGCCAUGGCGUGGGCGGUCAUCAGGACGAUCUACAGCGCGGUGCCGCAGUGGAGCAAGCUGGUGGGUGGCGGGUUUUUCAGCUUCUGGGUGCUGGCGCACCUCUACCCUUUCGCCAAAGGGCUGAUGGGGAGGAGAGGGAAGACUCCGACCAUUGUGUUUGUGUGGUCGGGCUUGAUAGCCAUCACGCUCUCUCUUCUGUGGAUUGCUAUUAGCCCGCCGGCCGUCGUCAACACUCCGACGCAACCCGGUGGAACGGGUGGUGGUUUCCAGUUCCCCUAAUAAUCCUCCAGCCCAGCUGAGGGCUCGUAUGGAAAGCUGCGACUUCUUAUAUAUGCUUUUGUUUUUGUUUUUGUUUUUUUGUUGUAGCUCUGUAAACAUUUCAAUACCAGACAGACAAACAGGCAGGCAGAGACACAAACAGGGUCACAGGGCUUGCCCUAAACCGAAGCAGAGUAGAACUAGCUCUUUUAAGUUGUUAUGCAAUCUGAUUUGUAAACUAGGGAAGAAGACAUGGGAAAGGAGAUUCCAGUUUUCAUCUGUAACUCACUUCUUUCGACCAUUUUAAAAACGUGUUAUGUCAAAUGCUGACAGAGCCUUGUGGAAUGAAUGCAUUAUAUUAUGUGUUGCAGGCUUGCAGCAGAAAGAAAUCCCAAAACAGAGAUGGCAGGACAUCCCACUAGAACUAACCGACUUCAAGAGCACAAUUGCACUGAACAACCCUUUUCCGAACCAAAAGUCUGAGCAGGUCGUGAGCGGUUUGGCUCAUUUGCAGUCAUAUGCACAGCGCUUUCCAGCUUCAAAAUGCGCUGGUGCAACGAUGCAUUUCAAACUGUCGGGUACAAGUUUUGCUCCUCAAUUUCACCUAGGCUUUGGCUGGGAGUAGCAAUUUGAAGGCAUGCGGCCACCAACGUAGAUUCAUCAUCGCCCUGUUCAUCGAGACUACUAUUUCCAUCAAUAACUAAUGCAAUUAAUUUUUUUUUUUCUUGUGACAAUCAUGAAACAGCAUGAUAAACACAAUGAUCAAACGUAUUAUUUAGCAUAUAUGUCAACUAAUCGCCAUUGUCUUUAAAUUACAAGUAGUAUUCAUGCAUGGCGAUAAUAAAGUUACUACUACAAUACAAUGUCAAGAAAAGCAUGGUUAGCUCUUCCCAGUUGACUACGGGUAAUGAAAAUGCCCUGGCAGUUGGCACUACCAAAUCAUGUCUAUGGGGGGAGAUGCUACAUUAAUGUUUCCUCAGUCAUUCCUAAGCAAUUUAAAGGACCUUCUAGUCUCGAGUUGGAGCAUAUCCACAGCUUAACCAUCAGACUGCUCGAAUGGUACUCGCACAAAUAACUGACCGUGCAAGGUCACUACUGCGGAUGUUUGAUGAGGAUCGAUCCUUGAAGGGAGGCUAACCACCUGCAAGUCAACAACCGAUGUAAGGCUCUGUUUCCCGCAUUAACACUUAUCAUCCAGCCAAAAUGAGGCCUAGCGGCUUAGAGAAGUUGGCCUGUGUUUCUCUAUAAGAGAGUUGGAUGUCUCGUGAUGACAAAAGUUAAAAACGAAUGGAACAAGAGAAGAGGUCAAUGCCAACAAGCUUUUCCAACUGAAGCUUGUAAAGGCAUCCGCUUCAGUCAUUCAAAACUCACCUUUUUAAAUGGAGUGACACCCCAGGGAUUUUCAAGUUGUUCUGGUUGACCAGAUAUAACCAAGCGCCCAGCUGCAUCAGACUGAACAUGAACCUGCACAUGAAAUUGUUCCAAAUAUCAUCAGGACACCCACGGUAGAGCUAGGCUAAUCACAAACUAAUGCCAGAGAAUAACACAAUCGUCCAUUUCCCACAGGCCACAAUUGCCACCGCACUUAAUAACUGGCCAAGCGGUUG
Molecule: messenger RNA, 8759 nt
Organism: Linum trigynum
Lineage: Eukaryota; Viridiplantae; Streptophyta; Magnoliopsida; Malpighiales; Linaceae
Source: the annotation of a GenBank genome assembly